This is a messenger RNA of Toxotes jaculatrix (banded archerfish), 2898 nucleotides long. It is a transcript of the gene g6pc1a.1, whose product is annotated as glucose-6-phosphatase catalytic subunit 1a, tandem duplicate 1. Gene Ontology annotation, biological process: gluconeogenesis; glucose 6-phosphate metabolic process. The record is from RefSeq and is a predicted model, not a curated record. The coding region runs from base 358 to 1416 and encodes 352 amino acids. Gene Ontology annotation, cellular component: membrane. The transcript has 5 exons. Gene Ontology annotation, molecular function: glucose-6-phosphatase activity. Lineage: Eukaryota; Metazoa; Chordata; Actinopteri; Toxotidae.
AUUACGCAAGCAACUGGCUUGGAGUGAGAACAGAAGCUACUUAAUUUUCAUUGAGCAAAGAAAAAAAUAAAAGGUUUUCCUAGAAACCUGUGACCUGUCAGAGGGGCGGGCAGCUGAUUUCAGUAAUGAUGGAUUUUAGUCUCAGGGGCCUCAGGGGUGUAAAGGUUAAGGAACCUGUCUGUACUGUCCCAAAGGCAAACAAAUUUGCUAGCCUUGAGUAAAGUCCAAUGGGGAUCACACAGUGGCAGAGCAGAGGGGACUGCCUGAGAGAACCUGGCAGCAACCUAACCAACGAAAGAGACAGAACACCCCAGACUCAGUGCACCAUCCUCAGGCAGAGGUCUGGGCUGUGUUAUCAUGGAUCUUCUCCACAGCUGGGGGGUUGAGCUGGCGGUCCAUCUGCAGACCAGAUACCGCAGGUACGAGGGUUUGUUCAGCCUGGCGUCCACAGUGGCUGAUUUGCACACCACGUUCUUCUGGUUGUUCCCAAUCUGGUUCCACCUGCGGAGGGACACGGGGCUCAGGCUCAUCUGGGUGGCUGUCAUCGGAGACUGGCUCAACUUGGUCCUGAAAUGGAUUCUUUUUGGGGAGAGACCCUACUGGUGGGUUCAUGAGACCCAGUUUUAUGGAGCAGGUCCGGUCCCUUCUCUGCGGCAGUUCCCCAUCACAUGCGAGACUGGACCAGGAAGUCCUUCAGGUCAUGCUAUGGGUGCAGCUGGUGUCUGGUAUGUGAUGGUAACAGCACUACUCUCCCUUGCAACAGAGAAGCAAUGCCCGCCUUUGCUAUACAAAUUCCUGCAGAUAGGCCUGUGGGCGCUGAUGGGUCUGGUAGAGCUGGUGGUCUGUAUGUCCAGGGUCUACAUGGCUGCCCACUUCCCACACCAGGUUAUUGCUGGAGUCAUUACAGGUGUACUCGUAGCUGAAGUUGUCUCUAAGCAGAAACAGAUCUACAGCACCAGCAUGGAGAAGUACAUCUUCACCACCCUCUUCUUGACCUCCUUCGCUGUCGGCUUCUACCUCCUGCUCAAAGCUCUGGGUGUGGACCUGCUGUGGACAAUGGAGAAAGCCCAGAAGUGGUGCAUCAGGCCCGAGUGGGUUCAUCUGGACACCGCACCCUUUGCCAGCCUCUUGCGUAACAUGGGCAGCCUGUUUGGUCUGGGCCUGGGUCUGCACUCACCGCUCCACACCGAGAUCGAGAAGAAGAACACAAGUGCCCCUUUCAAGAUGGGAUGUAUUAUUUUCUCUUUGUUCCUGCUUCAGCUUUUGGAUGGAUGGACAUUUGCCGCUGACAACCACAUGACUUUCUAUGUCUUGUCAUUCGGAAAGAGUGCAGUUGCACUUUUAAUCCCAACCACUCUUGUGCCUUGGGCUCUCUGCAGGAUUUGCAAGGGAAAGAGAGAAGACAAGAACUUGUGAUUGAGGUCCAGCCUUUAGUUUAUAGUCAAUUAUUAGCUUAAUUUUCUAUAUUUACUAGGAUGGUUCUUCUCAUGUUUAAGACACUAGGAGACUCAGAUUUCUUGGACAAUGUCCCUGAAGUUAUUAGUACAAUUCUUUAAAGGAAUAUGAAAUGUAGUUCAACAAAUUUUCUAAAUAUACUUGUUCGCUUUCUUGCCAAAUGUGAAGCGAAAAGAGUUGUGCUUAUUUUAGAAGUUCCUUGCUGCCCUAUCGGUUUUCUCUGAAAGUCUCGGACUGAUACUGAUUAAUUCUCUGGCAGGAACAAGUAUUAAUUAUUAACUAGAUCAUGCUCCCGUCACUCAGUAGUGCCACAGAGUGACACUGACUUUCACCACAGCCAUGAGCUUUCAGAAGAGACAUGGAGGGUCAAGGGGCAGAAAGUGUUGACGACACUUUAAAAGUAGUACAAAGGAGCUUUGGAUGUUUCGUACUGAGAUCGCCAGGAUUGCAUGUUUUAACAGACACACCUCUGCAGCUCUGCUAAUUAAUUGUAGGUCAGUGAGGUAGUGAUGAAAUGAUGACUGAAUUGAAUCUGAAUUGCACGCUGCACGGUCGACAGGGUCACGGUGAGCAGGAAAUGUGAGACUGUUUGAUGACAUAAUAACCGUGGCCAGGUGACGUUUCCCAACAGCAAAUCCUGAGUCUCCUUUUUAACCAUCCUAUCUCUGAGGGUCCCCUUAACAAUUUUCCGGUGCUUAUCUCACGAAGCUAUAUCUAUAUGGUGCUGGUCUGUGUGGGUGUGUAAGACAGACACGGGGGAGGGGUCAGUGGAAACACUGCGUCAAGAACAUUGAGCAACACUACGCUGUUUACAGCAGUUUACAGUCAGCUGAAAUUGGUUGUUUUUCUCUGGUAUGAAGUAUAGAUUUUAUCUUAUCACUGCUUUUUCAUCAAGAAAAACAAAAAGCCCUGGUUUAAGUAUGUCAGACAUAGUGCACAUUAGUCUUACAGUGUUUACAUUUUGAAUUUAUUCAGGCCGUCCACCUAGAUUCAUUUAUUCUGUAUGGACAGGUUUCUGAAUGAGUCCAAACAGCCAAACCUGUAGCUGGAUUGUGUAAAUGUAGUUGCUUGGCAGUUGUGUUGGGUCACAUAAUAUCGCAUGAUUUUACAUAUAUUGAUUAAUUACAUUAAUGAAAUUAAAUACUACUUGCAAAAUUUGAGUUUUUUUGUGUAGAAUAAGACAAAUGUGCAUUUUGCACAGAACUAAUUGCAUGUAUUACAAAGAACUCUAUUUAAAAACAAUCAGAUAUAUCUGUAUGUUGUAGCAUCUAAAUGUUUUAAUUGUGUUUUCCUUCCAGCUGUUAAAAGUCUGCUGAUGUACAGAAGUGGUGAGUACAAGCUACAGUGACACCUGCAGGUGCAUUUUGAUAUGUACAUAAAAAAUCCCACUAACUUUUAUCUAACAUUCAACACUUUUGCAACCACAAAAAUGCCACAAUAUUC